This is a messenger RNA of Solanum tuberosum (potato), 1849 nucleotides long. Its product is annotated as probable leucine-rich repeat receptor-like protein kinase At5g63930. The record is from RefSeq and is a predicted model, not a curated record. Lineage: Eukaryota; Viridiplantae; Streptophyta; Magnoliopsida; Solanales; Solanaceae. The transcript has 3 exons. The coding region runs from base 1046 to 1849 and encodes 267 amino acids. Gene Ontology annotation, molecular function: protein binding.
CAAAUUUAGCAGAGGCCUUUUUCCACUGUAGGUCCACUUUUCAUCACACAAUUCUAGAGAAUAUGAAAGCAAGAGUAUUUACAAAGAAUUACGCACACAAUAAAUAAAGCAAAACUUGGUUUACUUGCCAUGUCUUAAUUGGCUGAUUAGAGGAAUUUUUUUGCCACCAUAUUUGACCAUUCUGAUUGAGAUGUGAAAUACUUGAUUGAAUGGAAAAAUCUCCUAAAAAGAGAUCUUAUUGCUUUUCAAAGUCUCAAAACCACAGGUUACUAGUACUAAUAUUUGCACUAAUGGAGAAAGCCUUCACAUUUUUCCUCUUAACAAUACUCUUGUUGCCUCACUAUGUUAUGGCCCAAACCAACAUUACAACUGAUCAAUUAGCUCUUCUCUCUUUUAAAUCCCAAAUUAGUUCCGACCCCUUUCACUUCUUGAAUGAAAGUUGGUCUCCUGCUAUUUCUGUUUGCCGUUGGGUUGGAGUCAUUUGUGGUUCUCGUCACCAGCGAGUGAAGUCGUUGAAGCUUUCCAACUUUGCUCUUACAGGAAGAAUUCCCCGUGAUUUUGGAAAUCUCACAUUUCUUGUUUCUCUUGACUUGGGAAACAACCAUUUCCACGGAAAUUUGCCUCAAGAAAUGGCACAUUUGCGUCGGCUUAAGUUUCUUGAUUUAAGUUUAAACAGCUUCAGAGGGGAAAUUCCUUCUUGGUUUGGGUUUUUACACCAACUUCAAGUUGUAAACCUUAGGAGUAACAGUUUUACUGGUUCCAUUCCUCCGUCACUCUCGAAUGCCUCAAGGUUGGAGAUUUUAGAAAUAUCUACCAAUUUACUUGAAGGAAACAUCCCGGAAGAGAUUGGCAAUCUUCACAACCUGAAAUCGUUGUCCAUAGAACAAAAUCAGCUUACGGGUUCUAUACCAUUCACAUUAUUCAAUAUUUCUAGAAUUGAAGUCAUUGCAUUUUCAUAUAAUAGCCUAUCAGGAGAUCUUCCCAAUGGUUUAUGCAAUGAUCUCCCAAUACUCAAAGAGCUUUUAUCUAUCCAGAAACAAGCUUGAUGGUCAUAUGCCUACAAGCUUGUCAAAUUGUUCACGACUUCAAAUAUUGUCUCUAUCUGGAAAUUAAUUUUGAUGGACCAAUACAUAAUGAAAUUGGAAAAUUGACUAACUUGCAGAAAUUGUAUCUCGGAUACAACCAUUUCACAGGUAUAGUUCCAGAAGAAAUUGGAAAUCUUGUUAAUUUGGUGGACUUAAGCGUGGAGAAUAACCAGAUUACCGGAUCUAUCCCAAUCUCCAUAUUCAAUAUCUCAUCGCUGCAAUCAUUGUUACUGUGGGGCAACAAUCUUAGUGGAUUCUUACCACGGGAGAUUGGCAACUUAACCAAGAUGCAAUUCUUAAAUCUCAAGGAAAAUAGGUUUACUGGUGAAAUACCCAAAGAUAUAAGAAAUCUCGUUGAGUUGGAGGAAUUUGAUGUUGGGUUUAAUAGUUUUAGUGGUUCACUUCCAAUGGAGAUCUUCAACAUAUCACAACUGAGAACAAUUCAACUUUCAGACAACAAUCUAUCAGGAACUCUACCACCAAACAUAGGUUCUACCUUACCCAACAUUGAAAUACUUUAUCUGCAUACCUUAACCAAUCUUGUUGGGACUAUUCCUCAUUCUAUCUCCAAUUGUUCAAAGCUUACUGAUCUAGAGCUUUCACAAAACAAACUCAGUGGCUUAAUACCCAAUUCUCUUGGAUAUUUGACUCAUCUAAACUUCCUAAACUUGUGGGGAAACAAUUUAACCAGUGAUUCAUUUUUAAGCUUCUUGACUUCCUUAACCAAUUGCAGAAAUUUAACAUUCUAUCUUUCAACCCUCUAA